This is a messenger RNA of Rotaria sp. Silwood2, 706 nucleotides long. NCBI's taxonomy places the organism in Eukaryota, Metazoa, Rotifera, Eurotatoria, Philodinida, Philodinidae. The record is from the annotation of a GenBank genome assembly.
AUGUGUGAUAAAACUCCUGCAACUAUUCUUACGAUACCUGUCGAUAUUGUCUAUCGUAUUUUGGACAAACUUGAUGAUCUUACAAUAAUAUUGUCCGCUCGCAACGUUUGCGAACGAUUAAAUAUAAUAACUGAUACGUAUCAUCGAUAUCAGGUAAAAUUUUCCAUUAUUAUUUUUUUAUGUUGCUGUUUUCUGUUAGAAUUAUCAUUGUUUGAGUAUAAUAUUAGAAGUGGAAUACCUUAGUUCUGUAUUUUUGUCGCAUGACCAUCGUACCGAAAAUAUUUUUCCAUAUUCGAAGCUUUGUAGUCACAAAACUCUAAUUAAAACAUAUGUCACAGUUAACAUGAAAAGAAAACUGCAUUUUAUACGUAUGAAUUAAUUUCCGGAACAAAAAUACAUAUUAACAGCUGUGUUUUGUAAGUGAACUGAACUUAUUGAUUUUGAAAAAUGUAUACCAUGUAAAGUCCUAUUAAACGUCAUAAACAGAAGGGUGUAGCUGUGACUGUGGAUAUGACUGUGAGCAGAUUCUACAUUCACACCACUUUAGAAAGGAAACUCCCCACAUUUUUCCACGAGAAAAAACCAACUUCGAGUAUUUUUCAAAAAAACAUCCGUUGUUUAGUGGAAUGCCCUUAUUAUGAGACAGCUGUUAAUAUGUAUUUUUGUUCCGGAAAUUAAUUCAUACGUAUAAAAUGCAGUUUUCUUU